CUAAAAUUGUCUUUCUGAAAGUUAUAAGAAGCAAAGUAAAAAAAAAAAAUAUAUAUAUUUAAACAAGUGAAGACCAAGUCUUUAAAAUAUUUUUUGUGAUUUUCAAAUUCUAUUUGAGUUUUGUCUCUCUUAGAAUUAAAAAUGUCGAACAAAGCGAGACCAGUUUGGUAGUAAAUAAAUAAAAUUUAUAAAAUAGAGGCAGCUCACUGGUAAGUGCUGCUAUUUGAGCUAUUUUUAGAACAGGCCAGCGGGCUACUCAUCUGGUCCCGCGGACACUACGUUGGUGACCCCUGCUCUAGCCUUUAAAAAGACCCCCUUUUUAGACCAGUUGAUCUGCCGUUUAUUUUCUUUUUCUCCUCUGCCCCCGUCUCACUUGUGGAGAGGUGGCGGAGGGAGGGGUGAGGGUCACAGCUCCGGUGGCCAUGGAUGAAGUGCUGGCUGUCCAGAGUCGGGACCUGGGAUGGACCGCUUGCCUGUGCAUCGGUUGGGGACAUCUCUGCGCUGCUGAUCCGUCUCCGCUUGGGAUGGUUUCCUACUGGUUCCACUAUGGACGUGACUCUCGCUACUAUAUUGGAUCCACUAUGGACUGGACUCUCACCGUUAUGUUGGAUCCAAGGUUUCUCAUAGUCACUGUCACCGACGUAACACUGGGGUGAGUUUUUCCUUACCCUUAUGUGGGCUUUGUACCGCGGAUGUCCUUGUGGCUUUUGCAGCCCUUUGAGACACUUGUGAUUUAGGGCUAUAUCAAUAAACAUUGAUUGAUUUAUUGUAUAUUUUUGAACUGGAGUGUGCUUAGAAGUAUUUUUGGUUAAUUUGGACAGAAAAACAAACAUAAAAAUAACAGCAAUUGCAUGAUACCGCCGCACACAUCCUUGGUAGCAAAGAUUGCGCCUCCCCCAAAUGGCUAGAGAGGAGAGUGCAGUUUUGAUGUUUGUACCAGACAACUAAGUCCUCUUUUCAGCUUUGUGAAACAUUCAUCCAUUUUUCCACCGCUUAUUUCCUUCUGGGUCGCGGGGGGUGCUGGAGCCUAUCUCAGCUACAAUCGGGCGGAAGGCGGUGUACGCCCUGGACAAGUCGCCACCUCAUCGCAGGGUCAACACAGAUAGAAAGACAUCAUUCACACACACUAGGUGUCUGACUUUAUAAAUGCAUCAGGACUGACAGUUAGGCAGUCAUCUGCAGAAGUUCUUUAUACUUCGAGAGACUAAAUUAUUUGACCCUUUUGUACAGGUCUGGCCAUCUUGAAGACACAAGAAGAAAUGUUUUCCUAGAAUGCAAAAGGGCAACAAUUGCAACCGGAGUAGGCAUUUCUGUGGGAGGCUGUGAGGCCUCCGCCUGCAGGCGCUCAAUGCAAUAUGUGCCCGUAAGAUGAAGUCACAAACAUCGCAACUGUAGUUGACUCCCACUCGCCGGGCAGCACAAACAGGGCAUUAUGUGGACGAGUACCAGCUGGUACCACGGGCUCCUCAUCCUCCUCAGGACUUCGGUCGGUGCUUCAGAAACCAGGACAUGGAACAAAAAUUGAAACUUGGGAUUGUGGUCUUCAGAUGCAUCGUCGCCGUCUGCUUUUGUACGCUUUGUUCAGCUCAAAGACUUUGCACAGUGCCUCCUGGCCCUGUCGUCGUCCCCGAGAACAACACUGCUGACAUCCAGGUGGUUAAAAUAAGCUCUGGCAGUGAUGUCACUCUAACGAUCGUGGCCAACCCCCAAGAAAUGUUUUAUCUGAAAGGCAAAGUCCUGAUGGUGAAAAAAGAACUGGACUAUGAGGCUGUACAGAAUACAGCAACUCUAGUGGUGUGGGUGCAAUGCAACAGACCCGGUUCCAAAUCUCUGAACGAGUCUGUUGAAGUGGUCGUGGAAAAUCUAAAUGACAACCCCCCAAACUUUGCUCAAAACCACUAUGUAUUGGAAGUGAAUGAGCUGACUACAGUCAACUCCACCGUUGGACUAAUAGAAGCUACUGAUGUUGAUUCUGAACCACUGUAUUAUCGCUUGGAGUCUGCCAUGGAUAAAUAUUUCCACUUGGAGAACAUCAACACCCCAAAAUUACUGGUUAAAAGUGUACUGGACUACGAUGUCGUGCAAAGGAUCUCUCUAGUGUUACAUGUACAGGACACACUUAAUGGUUCCGCCUCUAAUAAGCCAUUCUUCACAUCUGUGGCCACCAUUACAGUGCACGUGAAGGACGUGGACAACCGUCCCCCAUGGUUUCAGCCUUGUUUGAGGACUAACUUGGGGCUGGCUAAGCUGUGUUUGAGCACGGGCUACAGAGGCAAAGUCAAUCUGACUGAGAAGGAGGAGGGCCCACUGACGCUGGAACCAGGUCCAGUGUUUGCUAAAGACGGAGACAAGAACAGAAGCGAACAGAUCAGCUACAGAAUAUUAAGAGGGAAUGAAGGGAACAUAUUCCAGAUAGAUGAGGACACGGGGAACAUCAGCAUGUCAAAAGCUGCUGAUAUUGUGGGCCCCUUAACGCUCACUGUUCUGGCGUCACAGGUGACCAACAGAGACCAGUUUGCUGUAACUCAGGUGACCUUUGAGGUGAUGAAGAAGAGCAGGAACCCUCCUCGCUUUGAGAAGGAGCGUUACGAGGGCUUCAUCUACAGCAACUCUGUGCCUGAAAGCAUGAUCCUCAGGGACCGCAGCACAUAUCGGCCCUUCAGGGUUCGAGCCCGGGACGAGGACUUUGCUGGUGGUGUGAAUCCGGAUGUAAAAUAUGAGGUGCAGUACAGCAGCUACGUCAACGUGACCUCAGAUGGUUUUGUGAUCCUAAAAAGGGUUGUGAAGACCGAGUCGUUUGCAUUGCAGCUCAGAGCGGUGGACUCCACAACAGGAGAGGUCGGCACAACAGCACUUUCUGUUCAAGUCAUACCUGCCGACGCCAUACCGUCCCCGUCUAAUGUUGGCUACCGCGCGGGUGACAUGGCGCUCCUCGGGCUGGUCAUGGCGGCUCUGCUGGUCCUCUGCCUCAUCGUGAUCGGCUUCUUGAUCUCCCGCUUGUGGAAGGACAACAUAUGUGGGUGCUUGGACUGUCUGAAGUCUAAGCAGCUGCACGGCGGCCACAGAGACUCCCUGCAGUACACCAAUGACGGCUUCCAGAACGAAGCCGAAGCAAACCGUGGACGCCCGAAAAACACCCGUACAAGAGGGAGCGGUUUCCCCCUGGCCGGGGGCCGAGUCGUCCCCCAGGGGAGACGCAACCGCCAAUGCUCCUCCUGUGGCGUUUUUGCAAACCACGUCCCCAAAGGGAGCCCCUCGUUAAGACCCUCCAGGAGGGGUCGGGGGGACGGGGAUGACUCCAGCUCGAGGUCCAUGUUGGCCAAGCAGAGGAGGAGGGAGGGACAGAAGACUGUGUGGUUCAAGGAGAGCGAGGACUCCUCGGACAUCGAGGUGGAGAUCAUCCCGGACACUGUGGGCCGAGUGGAGGAGGAGACGCAGGAGGAGCUGGAGGAGGAGUUGGUGAUGGAGGGAGUGGUCAGAGACCCUGCCGCUCCGUGCGCACAGUCUGAGGAAGGCCAACAGAGCUCCAACCUGGAACCUGGACCUGACCAGGACCAAGGUGGUGCUACUGUGGAAAAAGAAAAGGAUGGCAAUGAUCAGGAUGGCUGACAGAAUAUCUUUUCUUUUUUGUCUAAUUUGUAUUCUGCAACCAAAAGCCCAGGUUUGAACAAUCCGGGACAAAGCGUCAAAAGUUGGAUCGUUGCAGAAACCUUCAAAAAAUGUAUUUGCUACUGUGAGUCUCCUAGGAUACUGAAGUAAUAACAAACCCUUUUCAUCGUGACGUCACAUACCUCUGAUGUCUAAGUUAUACAUGAAUAGUGGAAGAUAAAGAUGGAUUAUAUUGAAACUGUUUAUGCUUGGGUGGUCCAGAGUGUGGCUCGCGGGCCUGAUUUAGUUUUGAAUAUUCUGUACGUACAAUUACAUUUGAAAUAUUAUGGAGAGGCACAUUUUAAAAAAAAUAGUUGAAAUAUUAAAUGUUCGGACAAUAUAUCACAGUAAAAAUAGGAAGUAUGUACAAACCCCGUUUCCAUAUAAGUGGUGAAAUUGUGUUAGAUGUAAAUAUAAAUGGAAUACAAUGGUUUGCAAAUCCGUUUCAGCCCAUAUUCAGUUAAAUAUGAUAAAAAGACAACAUAUUUGAUGUUCAAACUGAUAAACAUUUGUUUUUUUGCAAAUAAUCAUUAACUUUAAAAUUUAAUGGCAGCAACACGUGACAAAAGAAGUUGGGAAAGGUGGCAGUAAAUACUGAUAAAGUUGAGGAAAGCUAAUCAAAUAUUUAUUUGGAACAUCCCACAGGUGUACAGGCUAAUUGGGAACAGGUGGAUGCCAUGAUUGGGUAUAAAAACAGCUUCCCAAAAAAUGCUCAGUCUUUCACAAGAAAGGAUGGGGUGAGAUACACCCCUUUGUCCACAACUGCGUGAGCAAAUAGUCAAACAGUUUAAGAACAACGUUCACAAAGUGCAAUUGCAAGAAAUUUAGGGAUUUCAACAUCUACGGUCCGUAAUACCAUCAAAAGUUUCAGAGAAUCCGGAGGAAUCACUCCACGUAAGCGGCAUGGCCGGAAACCAACAUUGAAUGACCGUGACCUUCGACCCCUCAGAUGGCACUGUAUCAAAAACCGAUAUCAAUCUCGAAAGGAUAUCACCACAAGAUGGACUGAUGCAAAGUGGAAAAGUUUUCUGUGUUCUGACGAGUCCACAUUUCAAAUAGUUUUUGGAAAUAUUCGACAACGUGACAACCAAAGGGGAAGCAAACCAUCCAGACUGUUAUUGACGCAAAGUUCAAAAGCCAGCAUCCGUGAUGGUAUGGGGGUGCAUUAGUCCCCAAGGCAUGGGUAACUUACACAUCUGUGAAGGCACCAUUAAUGCUGAAAGGUACAUACAGGUUUUGGAACAAAAUAUGCUGCCCUCUAAGCGCCGUCUAUUUCAUGGAUGCCCCUGCUUAUUUCAGUAAGACAAUGCCAAGCCACAUUCAGCCCGUGUUACAACAGCGUGGCUUCGUAAAAAAAGAGUGUGUGUACUUUCCUGGUCCGCCUGCAGUCCAGACCUGUCUCCUAUCGAAAACGUGCGGUGCAUUAUGAAGCGUAAAAUACGACAGCGGAGACCCCAGACUGUUGAACGACUGACGCUCUACAUAAAACAAGAAUGGGAAAGAAUUCCCAUUUCAUAGCUUCAACAAUUAGUUUCCUCAGUUCUCAAACGUUUGAGUGUUGUUAAAAGAAAAGUUGAUGUAACACAGUGGUGAACAUGCCCUUUCCCAACCACUUUGGCACGUGUUGCAGCCAUGAAAUUCUGAGUUAAUUAUUAUUUGAAAAUAAUAAAUAAAGUUUAUGAGUUUGAACAUCAAAUGGGUUGUCUUUGUAGUGCAUUCAAUUGAAUAUGGCCUGAAAAGGAUUUGCAAAUCAUUGUAUUCCGUUUAUAUUUACAUCUAACACAAUUUCCCAACUCAUAUGGAAACAUGGUUUGUAUUAAAUGAAAUAUAUUUACCAGUUUAGUAUAUUAGCAAGCCAGCCUCCAUUGAUAUCUCAGUGUUUAUUUUUUUCAUCUUUAUUCAUAAUGCAGAGUUUUGUUAUUAUUUUGGUUCAAGUCUUACUAGCAUAGAGGAAGAUAACUUCAAGAACAAAAGCUAUCAGUUCCUGCUAUGUUCGACACAAAUUCUUCCUAAAGUAUUUUCACAUCAUACAAAGAAGUUGAAUAAAAACAUGAUAAAAGGGCAGUACUUAAAAAUAAGUAUUUGUUCAAAUUAUCAUUCAUUAAAAAUAUAAUACACAUUUAAAAUUUAUAUUACGAUUAAUAUGAAUGGAUUUUUUGUGUUUUUUUGUUGAAUACAUAAUACAUUUUUGCCCAUGCCCAGACUUUAGGGACACCUUGUAUUAAAUUAUUAUCAAAUUAAUAUUUUAGAGAAAAAUAUUUUAUGAUAAAUACAUACAUAUACUAUGUUUGUGUUUGAUGACUUAUAGCGGUAUAGCUGGGCUGGUAGAGUGGCUGCGCCAGCAACUUGAGGGUUCCAGGUUUGAUCCCCGCUUCCGCCAUCCUAGUCACUGCCGUUGUGUCCUUGGGCAAGACACUUUACCCACCUGCUCCCAGUGCCACCCACACUGCUUUAAAUGUAACUUAGAUAUUGGGUUUCACUAUAUAAAGCGCUUUGAGUCACUAGAGAAAAAGCGCUAUAUAAAUAUAAUUCACUUCACUUCAUUUUACAUUAUAUAUCUAUUUUUUUCUUCAACAUUUUCUUCUUAGUCUAUGUUAUUAUUUCUGUUGACUGAACAAGAUAUGAUGUCAAGUUAUGGGAACAAAAGAAAAAAAUGGAAGAGACAAUCAGACGACUUUUUAGCAAAAUAUAAAUGCCAGGUUUUCAAACAAAUUCAGACCACAGACCUGAUAUGCCAGAGUCAACUUUUUAGAGUAGGUACUGUUGCUGUAUAAACUUUUUUUUAGGAAAUGGGUUGUCAUAAUUAGACAGAAUGCUUGAUAGUAACAAAUAAUUGGUAUGUGUGUGCUCACAAACAUAUAACAGGACACUAAAAUGAUAUGUAUACUGAUAUACUUUAAGUAGAUAGAGAGAGAAUAAUGGAAAAAAUAAUUGUAUUUGGAGUAGAAAUUUCGGAAUAUUCAGCAUUUUCUGUAACUGUGCUCAUGUCUGCUUCCUGUAAAGUUGUAAAGUGUAACUGUUUGUUUGUAUUUUCUAAAGUUCACACUUUUGUUAACAAGCAGACAACCAGAACGUCUAUGGCACAGAGGACACUGCCAUGAUUGCAUCUAAUUAUUCAUAUUACACUCAAAGACAAUUUAUCUCUUAAAGGUGUGUUCAGGAGCUAAGGAAACCAACUAUUUAUUUUUAUCAUUUCCUCAUUUAAAAGGGUUUUGUAGUAAUUUUGGUGCAUUACUUGUAGUAAAUAAUACAUUCUCAUCAACGGGUUGUAUAUUUUUGAGCCUAUGCAUGAUAUUGACACGUUGGAUAAUUAUUUUUCACUUAAUGAGUGUUUGAAAGAAUAAAAUAUGCAGACUUUGUUUUCACACACAAAACCCCUUUCUCUUGUCCAGAAACUGUCGAACAUUGCAUUUUUUUGUCCAAACGACCUAAUAAUAUAAUAACCAGUAAGUAUAAAAGUGUCCAGAAUCACUUAACUAACUGCCAAUUUUGGCAGUGUAGUGUUGUCCCAAAUGAUACGGACAUGUCAAAUAUGCAUGGGACAGAAUUAAAUAAAUAAAUACUUAAAGGCCUACUGAAAUGAGAUUUUCUUAUUCAAACGAGGAUAGUAGGUCCAUUCAAUGUGUCAUACUUGAUCAUUUCGCGAUAUUGCCAUAUUUUUGCUGAUAGGAUUUAGUAGAGAACAUCGACGAUAAAGUCCGCAACUUUUGGUUGAUAAUAAAAAAAGCCCUGCCUCUACCAGAAGUAGCAGACAAUGACGUCACCGGUGUGAGGGCUCCUCACAUCCUCACAUUGUUUAUAAUGGGAGCCUUCAGCAUCAAGAGCUAUUCGGACCGAGAAAUUGACAAUUUCCCCAUUAAUUUGAGUGAGUAUGAAAAAUUUGUGGAUGAGGAUAUUGGUAGUGAAGGACUACAAAAAAUAAAAUUAAAAUAAAAUAAAGUUUAAAAAAAAAGGCGAUUGCAUUGGGAGCGAUUCAGAUGUUUUUAGACACAUUUAUUAGGAUAAUUCUGGGACAUCCCUUAUCUUUCUAUUGUGUUGCUAGUGUUUUAGUGAGUUUAAUAGUACCUGAUAGGCGGAGGGGUGUGGCCACGGGUGUGUUGACGCCAGUGUCUGAGGGAAGUCACGGCAGCUGCAUGGCAGCUCCACUGAUCUCCGGUAAGAGGCGACUUUUUACCACAAUUUUCUCACCUAAACCUGCCGGUUGACAAAUGGUCAGGAUCCAUGUUCGCUUGACCGCUCUAAUCCAUAGUAAAGCUUCACCUUUUAAACAAGGAAUCACUGUGUGUUUGUGUGGCUAAAGGCUAAAGCUUCCCAACUCCAUCUUUCUACUUUGACUUCUCCAUUAUUAAUUGAACAAAUUGCAAAAGAUUCAGCAACACAGAUGUCCAAAAUACUGUGUAAUUGCGCGAUGAAAAGAGAUGACUUUUAGCCGCAAAUGGUGCUGGCUAGUAUGUCCCCUCCAACCAAUAACGUCACAAACUCGCGU
Messenger RNA from Nerophis ophidion (straightnose pipefish), 8134 nucleotides. It is a transcript of the gene cdhr5a, whose product is annotated as cadherin-related family member 5a. The transcript has 14 exons. Gene Ontology annotation, molecular function: cadherin binding; calcium ion binding. Gene Ontology annotation, biological process: homophilic cell-cell adhesion; adherens junction organization; calcium-dependent cell-cell adhesion. The coding region runs from base 1510 to 3609 and encodes 699 amino acids. The record is from RefSeq and is a predicted model, not a curated record. Gene Ontology annotation, cellular component: catenin complex; adherens junction; membrane. NCBI's taxonomy places the organism in Eukaryota, Metazoa, Chordata, Actinopteri, Syngnathiformes, Syngnathidae.